GUCUCUCUCUCUCUCUCUCUCUUUUUCCCCUUCUCUUUCUUCCUAUUUCCUUCACGUACAUACGAAGUGGACCGUUCUCUCUUUCUCUUCGCCAUCCAGGACUUGUUUCAGUCAGUUACGGCUAUCCGUUGUUCCCGCGUUGUUAGUUUACGCGUUGUUAGUCGCCGGCAGGAGCUCGCCGAGGGAGAAAACGUGGAUUUUCUAUUUUUUAUCUACUUCUAUUUUUUUUGCCGAAAAAUUAGUGAGAGCACGUGAACGAGUGAGUGUUUAUGUGUGUACGUUUGUGCAGAAGAAUGCGGUAGGAUGCGUAUCCAGAAAAGAUGUUUCUUGUUGGGUCUCUGCCUCUUAGGUGGGGUCACCUUUUUUUUGAUAGCCGUCAAUGCGGAAACGCGAAUUACUACGACACCUGGCACCAAUAGUGAAGAUAUUCUAAGAGUGCAACCUUUUCGUUCAGAAUGGUGGAAUGAUACAACAGAAUUGAGAAGCAUAUAUCCAACAAAAGAAGCUGACAUCAAAGUUACAGUUGAAACUAAAAAAAAACUUGUCGAUUUUAAAGUCAAAGGCGAUCAGAAAUACCAAAAACCCAUCAUCAAGGAUGAUGAUUCUAGGAGGACUUUAUAUAUGGAUUCCGACGAUUCAACGAUAUCAUCAGUUUCACCCAUGACAAUUUCAAUACAAGGCAAUCAAUCUUUAACAACACUAAAGCCUAUGGACACUACGAGUGUAACAAUUCUUCCAUUCCUUCUUCGUGGAAUACCGAUAACUGCUACGACAACACCAUCGAGCAAUUUUACUGUCCACGAUAUGCAUAGCUCAACUGGAGUUCAAAUGACAGAAGAAACAAUAUCAUCAAAAGGAAGAGACUUAAACGUUACUGCCUCAGAGCCAAUAAACUCAUUGCAUGCUAAUAUCACGGAUCUCAGUGACAUCAGUAUGGACGAAGAUGAUAAAGAAGUUGAAGGCGGAGAGUACAUUUCACCACAUAACAAAACUGCUAUAAACAUUUCUUCAACAUUACUUCCAAAAGCAUCAGUAUGCACCUAUGAUAAUCGCACUUAUUUAAUUGGUGAAAAAAUUGUUCGGGAUUGCGAGGAAAAAUGUGUAUGUUCUAAAAGUGGAAUUACGGAUUGUCAGCCAUUAUGUAUCUCUCCUUACGUUAGAGCGGGCAGAGAAUUUAAGGACUCUUUGUGCCAAGAAAAACUGGUUCCUGAAGAACCAUGUUGCGCACUUAUUUUAUGUUCUACGAAUUCAGAUACAGCUAUUAAAUCAGAGGAGUCGUGCACAUUUGGCAACAUAACAGUAGCUAAAGGACAACGUAUUGAAGACGGCUGCUCUAAGAUAUGUAUCUGUGAGACUGGCGGUAACUUAAAGUGUCAACCCAGAUGCCCACCGAAUGAAAUUAUAACAAAUCUGCAUGAUCGCUGCGUCGUUUUGGCUGAUCCCGGAGAUAAGAAAUGCUGCACGGUAACACUCUGCGACGUUACUUUGGGCGAUCAUGAGAUCAAAUUGGAGAAUUCAACCGAUUUGAGUGCACAUUUAAUAGACGUCAAGGUACUGAACUCGACGGCGAUUAAAUUAAAAUUAAUUGCAAAGAAUCCUCAAGAAGUUACCGUAGAAAUUUCGCACAACAAUCAUGUAUGGAGACAACUGAAUCCCGAUAAAGAUGGCAUAGUUUCAAGUUUGGAACCUGCGCAUAUGUAUUAUGUUCGUGUAACAGAAGGAAGCAAUACUGGGCCAGCUAUACAAGUGUCUUUGCCAGCCGAAGUAGUGAAAACCAACGUUUCGGAGAAAACAUCUGAUAAAAAUGCCUGUAAUUACAGAGGAAAAACGUAUAAAGUUGGCGCAGAAUGGUAUGAUGAGUGUAUCUCGUUUUGCAUUUGCACAGAAGGUGGUAAACCUGAGUGCGCCACAAUAGAAUGUCCCACGGACUCUGGAUUGGAUUUAUUAGAUCCUCAUUGUUUAGAUUGGGAGAUAGUUCCAGCAGAUUUCAUCCCAAAAGCACCACAAUGCUGUCCCCAGGAGGUGCGCUGCAGAAAUAAUGGUUCCUGUAAUUAUGAAGGAGUAGUGUACAAUAACUGGAGCGAAUUACCUUCGAAUGUUACUGGUUGCGACAGGCGUUGUUAUUGCGAAAUGGGCAAUGUAUCCUGUCAAGCUGCUUGCAAAUUUGUACCAGCCCUGCCUCCUGUCAAUUUACCAUGUCCUUUGCAUCAAGCAACGUUGACGCAUGUACCUUCUAAUCCAUGCUGCACACAAUGGACCUGCGGCCAUCCUUUAACACAACUACCAGGAGUGAACGUGACGACCGCGUAUUCCGGUCCUUUAGCUACAAAUAUGUUUGAUCGGCAAACACUUGACAAUAUCAAAAGAUUGAAUAACAAGUCGGAAAUGUUCAAGCCCAGCCAGGAACCGGAGCAUGGUACUUCUCCUCUCUCGGAAGACCCGAAAAUUGAUAAAACCCAAACAGAUUCUAUUACUCACGGACUUUCUCAUUAUCCUAUGGAUCUAGGAUAUCCUAUAGUGCAGUACAACGGACCUUACAGUCCCGAUUUCCUAUCCACUCAUAAUGUAGAAGACAUCUUCCAUUUACCUAUUUAUUUCGAAAAACCGAUAUCAAAUUUAAAGGAAAAAUCAAAAUCAAAAUCGGAUUCAAAAAAACCUGUUGAACUAUUAAAACCUCACAAGGAAAUAAUUGAUUUUCCUGGUCCAUUAGCACCAGAUAGAUUUCCCGAUAAGAUCGCUUCAAUGCCUUCAUAUCCCAUCAACGAAAAUCAAUAUACAUUAUCGGGGACCUCAAAAAAAAUGGCACCUUCGGAAAAAAAUCGUCCAAUCAAUCAGUUCAUUCCAUUACACUUUCAACCGUCAGACCUAGGAUUCUCUUUCACUCGUAGUGACAAAGAAAAUAUAUUUCCGGUCAAUUUAAAAAGUCAAUACAAUAACUUAACGGUUAAGCUUCCUUAUCAAGAUAUAAUUCCCCUCAAAUCCGAUUUAACUGAUCCAAACAUUGUUCCUACAAUUCCAAAGAACAAAAUCAUACCAACUGAUCCCUUUACCAAUGCAGAAAAUUAUAAAUCAUCCUCGAUAUUGUCAGAUCAGUCGAAACAAAAUAAAAAAAAUCCCGAUCAUGAGACUUUGCCAGAGCAAUUAUAUCACCUGAUCAACACGCAACAUCCUGGCCUAAUUCAAUUCAAUCAUACUUCUCUUAAAGAUCACCCGGAUCUUUAUGAUUUUCAUAAACAGAUCUUUAAUCAGGAACAGCCGUCCAAUAAUCGAAUGCAACCCAUUUAUUUCGGUACGACACUUAUCAAUUCAAAGAAAACAACGAAACCUCAUAUCUUUGCGCAAAAAGAUGAAAAUGGAAAGACUACUUAUCACAUUCACACAUCCGAUAUUCCAAAUACUCCACAUCAAAUUAAGGAAAUAUUAGCGCACAUCAAUCAGCAUGAUCCUAAUCCUUUCCGACAUUAUUCCGAACAACCAGGUAUUCCAAAAAAUAUAUCAAAUGGUCCGUUGCUAACUGUACCACUUCAUACAGACGAUCACAUAUCACAUUCAAGACGUACGCACUUGAACUACCCGCUUGCAGCACAAACACCCAGUCAGUCAGGUUUGGACCAUAAAGUUAUACCUCCAGGUUUUCCUCUACCUGGAGGUAUAACUGGAUUUCCAGCAACAUCGUCCUCUAAUGAUGUCACAAUACAAAUAUUGGAAGCACUGGAUGAACAUACAGUUCGAUUAGUAUUUACUGUACCUCAAGUUCUGGUGGGAUUACAUGGGAGAGUCGAAUUACGAUAUACUAGUGAUAAAACGAAUUUCGACCCUUCCACAUGGACAACACAGAUGUUUGCGCCUCCUAAUGAUUUAAUCGCAACACCUCAGCUCGAAUUUGAAUUAAAUGAUUUAAAACCUAUGACUGAAUAUAAAGUGAAGAUUACAGUGAAAUUAAAAGAUUUGACAAAUAGCCCAACUAGCAAAAUUUAUAGUGUACGUACAUUAGAAAGACAUAUGGAAAUGACGACAUUGCCUUCACAAAUAUCAAUUGAUGCUGAACUUAGAAUAAUGGAGACAAAUUCAACUUGGGUUAAUGUUAUGUGGAAAAAAUUCACAGAAUAUGAAUUGCAAUUCAUAGAUGGUGUUCAGCUAAGAUAUAAAGAAUAUGAUGGUAAAGUUUACGCAGCGACACCAUUGAUCCAUCGUGCAGUAACGAAUUAUGUAAUUGAAAAUUUGAAACCAUCAACCACAUAUGAAAUUGGUGUUUAUUUCAUACCAUUUUCGGGACAAUUGACGGAGUUAAUAAGCGAAAAAACGAUUCAGGUAACUACGUUUAUGGAGCCAGAUCCCUACUCUUUCAAUGUAAAAGUCGAAAUUAAAGCUAUUAAAUCAACGGACGUAGAAGUAUCCUGGAGUGGUGUUCCUUAUCCAGAAGACAAAUACGUAAACAUUUAUCGUGCAAUUUACCAGAGUGACACUGGCAAAGAGGACACUAGCACUUUUAAAAUUGCCAAACGAGACACUUAUGCUAAAACCGUAAUUAAUGAUUUGAAACCUGGCACUAGGUACCGAUUAUGGCUUGAAAUAUAUUUAACAAAUGGCAGAAUAAAGAAGAGCAACGUGCAGGAUUUCGUCACUAAACCAGGCGUUCUCUUGCCGGCUAUUGUAUCUCAACAAGCCGGAAAAUUUGCAUCACUUCCUCUUCAUGAAGGAGAUUACUAUGGUCCGCUGGUGAUAGUGGCCAUUGUGGCCUCCUUAGCAAUACUGUCAACCUUGAUUCUUUUAAUGAUGCUGAUGAAAAGACGAACAAGUAGUAAAGCUGACAUAUCACCUCGUAAAACGACGUCAGCAUACGACAAUCCUUCCUACAAGAUCUGUGAGGAUGGAAUUGUAAUACCCAACGAAAGAAAUAAAACUACAGCAGAUCAAGAAAUGGCUACCAUGAAUGUCAAAGAAAUUGCCUAAAAUUAUGUAUAAUUUAUUAUACCUGUAUUUAUUUAUAUUAAAGUCUUUAAGGAUACAUUUAUUAAAUCCAUCUAUCUUGAGUAUGACUAUCUCAAAAAUUAAGUGAAUAAGAUAAUUCAAAUAAAUUUUGUUUACAUUUGUACAGUUUAUACGUGUAUUGUUAAACAUUUAUAAAAUAUUUUUAAAGUUAUAAUUUUAUGUAAAGAAUAAGAUUAAUAAGAUAUAAAUAAUAAGUACUUUUAAGUGGAAUAAUUCGUUUUUUUUUAUUAAAACAAAAGUUUAUAUAUAAUUAAUAAACAAUAAUAUAACUCCUUCAAUAAAUCAACCGUGAAUGAAUGAAAUGUCAUACGAGCCUUCGCCGUUGUCGUAGCGUAAUAGGUGACUUGAUUAAGUCAAAAUCCCAUGUAAAUCAUCUUAGAUAUCAAUCAUUUUUUAGACUGGUCUUGCAACGUCGCUUUCCCUCGGGAACGCCAGGUCCGAGGGGGCUACGCUCAAUUAAACGGGAAUUUCUAUAUAUGCGGUAACGAGUAACGCUCUUCCAGUUAGAUGCGAUAGUUAUUAGAACGGUAGUCUCAAUAUUUCUCGAGAAUGCUCUCGAUACGGUAUCAGCAGCUUGCAUACGGUAUCCCCCACUCGCUCGAGGCUUACGCUCGAAGCGAGAACGGUAACUCAUAGACGGUAUCCCCCAAAUAUCGGGCGAGAUGGCUCUCGACACGAUAGCGGUAUCUUGUAUACGGUAUCCCCCAAUAUCGAUCGAGGUUGCCCUUGAUACGAUAGCGGUAGCUUGCAAGAACGGUAACUUCCCAAUACGCUAAAUUGUUGGGCGCCAGGCGCGACUUCUCGCGCCACACAAUAAUCAGCUAUAAUACGGUAACCAACUGGAAAGCGUUACAAGUGCCGGUAGCUCUUUCUCGCGAGACGAUAGAGUGGCGUGGUUCUUUUUGAGACGGAAGGCGUGGAGAUGUCGGAUCGAGGCAGGUCGUAUAAAGAUUCGGUACUCACUGAUUAAACAACAAAAGAAUAUUUUAUAUUUCUCUACUGAAAACGGUAACAAGGCUGCAAGGAGCUUACUCAAUGCGUCUGUAUACAAUAAAUGCACGAAUUUUACUGUGAUAGAGACAAAAACUCAUUAGAGACACCACAAGGUGGAGAAGACAAAAUUGAUAAUACGCGGCAGGAGGCCGGCGAGGCUCUCCGCUCGCACAAAGACAAAAUCAAUAAUGGCGGAAACAAGUCGCGGUAACAAUGAUUCUAAUCCUAUGACUGUCGGCUCCGGCGUAGUCCGAGAGGGACGUACUCGCGGUAUCAAUUCUUCGGGGCCGGUCGGUCCGAGCCCUCGUGCGGCCACAAAACUCUACUCUUUACUUCGAGUUACGUUACACAACAAAUAUCACUAACUAUAUCGGAUUCGGAUCGCCGCAAUCACCAGCGGAAACGGUAUCCGGUAUCCGGUCCCGCACGAGGGUUGACCGCCUUUUCCGAAUCUUACUUAAUCGAUGGCUGCCGAGUGCUGGCCUUACAAUAAUGAACGGAGUCCUGGUCUCUGAAGUCUUCGGUAGCGAUUUCGGUAUCUGAGGCUCGUCCUUUGCCAAGUACGCACAGUCACGGCUUGCCGAACAGUGAGGAGCCCCGGUCCCGCGCCGGCCGGCUCGAGCCGCCGCGCAUGCGCGUGCUUCGAUUUUCGGUCGAUCCGCACGCCUCGAUCUCAUGCGGCGCCGCUUCGCCUCUCGAACUGCCUCGUGGUCCGCGCGUGACGACUUCCGCCGAGGCGAGUGUUAACGCUCUGCCAUUUUCGGUCGGCCCGGCUGGCCAUGCCGUGACCAAACCGAUCUACGUGGCGGCGGAUGACAGCUUGACGGUCGCUCCCCCGGUUUGCAGCCCGGUGGCGUGCCCUCGGCGUGAUUCCUCUCAUGAAUCCUUCCGGCUGCUAUGCGGUAUCGUUUUUGCCACGGUAUCCUCAGGGCGGCGGUAUCCAGGCGGCUCAGGGCGGUAAUAAUCAGCCGGGCUCGGUGCACGGCUCGGCGGGGAAACUCUGCGCGGGGCACCUCUCCUACUGUCGACUGCUCGCGCUACUUUUUCCCCCGAUGGCUGCUCCUCCUCCGUUCGUGGUACAAUAAGAUUAAGCCUUCACUCGGCGCCUUAGUCCUAAAUACCCUAAUUAAUCUGAUACGGUAACGCGGAAACUA
This is a messenger RNA of Monomorium pharaonis (pharaoh ant), 7139 nucleotides long. It is a transcript of the gene sas, whose product is annotated as putative epidermal cell surface receptor. The transcript has 13 exons. Gene Ontology annotation, molecular function: protein binding. The coding region runs from base 304 to 4953 and encodes 1549 amino acids. Lineage: Eukaryota; Metazoa; Arthropoda; Insecta; Hymenoptera; Formicidae. The record is from RefSeq and is a predicted model, not a curated record.